Messenger RNA from Malania oleifera, 2522 nucleotides. Its product is annotated as probable pectin methyltransferase QUA3. Gene Ontology annotation, cellular component: endosome; trans-Golgi network; cytoplasm. The transcript has 7 exons. The record is from RefSeq and is a predicted model, not a curated record. NCBI's taxonomy places the organism in Eukaryota, Viridiplantae, Streptophyta, Magnoliopsida, Santalales, Ximeniaceae. Gene Ontology annotation, molecular function: methyltransferase activity. The coding region runs from base 428 to 2221 and encodes 597 amino acids.
AAAAUAGAACUGUACUUCUCAUCUCUCUCUCCCUCUCCCUCUGUCCCUCUCUCUCUCUCUCUCUCUCCCUCUCUCUCUCUGGGGUUUACAUCUCUGCUGUUUUGUUUUUUAAUAUUUUGGGAAAGAGUCUGCAUUGUAGGGGAAAGGCAGCCACUUCCAAAUGCCACUCUUCCCUAAGCUCCACCUCUAGUUUGCCACUUCUGCGCUUCACUUGCUGGUGCAGUGCACGACCCACCCUCUGAUCCGCAAAUCCUCUCUCUCUCUCUCUCUCUCUCUCUCAAAAAACCCUCGAGCUCCAGUUUCACUGUGCUCUUUUCACAAGAUCCCUUGAAUUGAACGACCCAAAACCCUAGGAAUUUGGUAAAUUUUGAUUCUGAUCAGAACCUCAAAUCCGGAUCUGAUCCGACGCCGAGUCGAAUCUGUGCAAAUGGGGCACCUCAAUCUUCCCUCGUCCAAGCGCAACGCCCGGCAAUGGCGGCUCCUGGACCUCGUGUCGGCGGCCUUCUUUGGGGCCGUGUUUGUCUUCUUCCUCCUGGUGUUCACGCCGCUAGGUGACUCGCUCGCCGCCUCGGGCCGCCAGGCGCUGCUUCUGUCCACGGCGGAUCCGCGCCAGCGCCAGCGCCUUGUGGCGGUGGUGGAGGCGGGACACCAGCAGACGAUCGAGGCAUGCUCCGCCGAGGCGACGGAUCACAUGCCGUGUGAGGAUCCGAGGCGCAACAGCCAGCUCAGCAGAGAGAUGAAUUUCUACCGGGAGCGGCAUUGUCCGUUGCCGGAGGAGACGCCGCUGUGUUUGAUUCCUCCGCCUGAUGGGUACCAGAUUCCAGUGCAGUGGCCAGAGAGCUUGCUCAAGAUAUGGCACAGCAACAUGCCAUACAACAAAAUUGCUGAGAGGAAGGGUCAUCAGGGAUGGAUGAAAAAGGAUGGUCCAUAUUUUAUUUUUCCUGGUGGUGGCACUAUGUUCCCAGAUGGAGCAGUACAAUAUAUUGAGAAGCUUGGGCUGUAUAUUCCCAUAACUGGUGGGGUUUUGAGAACUGCUCUUGAUAUGGGAUGUGGGGUUGCCAGUUUUGGUGGGUACCUACUAGAAGAUGGCAUUUUAACGCUUUCCUUUGCUCCAAGAGAUUCACACAAAGCUCAGAUACAAUUUGCCUUGGAAAGGGGGAUACCAGCUUUUGUUGCAAUGCUUGGCACUCGCAGAUUGCCAUUUCCUGCAUUCUCAUUUGACUUGGUGCACUGCUCUCGAUGCUUGAUCCCGUUUACAGCCUACAAUGCAACAUAUUUCAUGGAAGUGGAUAGGCUACUUCGCUCAGGGGGUUACUUGGUUAUAUCUGGCCCCCCAGUGCAAUGGCCCAAACAGGACAAAGAAUGGGCAGAUCUCCAGGCUGUGGCAAGGGCAUUAUGUUAUGAAUUAAUUGCUGUGGAUGGAAACACUGUAAUCUGGAAAAAGCCUACUGGAGAUUCAUGCCUCCCCAACCAAAAUGAUUUUGGACUUGAAUUGUGUGAUGAAUCAGAUGACCCAAAUUAUGCAUGGUACUUCAAGUUAAAGAAAUGUGUGAGUAGGACAUUAUCUGUGAAGGGAGACCUAGCUCUUGGAACAAUUCCAAAGUGGCCAGACAGGCUAACAAAAGCUCCUUCAAGGGCAACACUACUGAAAAAUGGGGUUGACGUCUUUGAAGCUGAUACUCAUCGGUGGACAAGGAGGGUUACAUACUAUAAGAAAUCGUUGAAUUUGAAGCUGGGCACUCCAGCUGUACGCAAUAUAAUGGACAUGAAUGCAUUUUUUGGGGGUUUUGCUGCAGCGCUUUCAGCUGAUCCUGUGUGGGUGAUGAAUGUUGUUCCUGCUCGCAAGCCAUCUACUCUUGGUGUGAUUUAUGAUAGAGGCCUUAUUGGGGUCUACCAUGACUGGUGCGAGCCUUUCUCAACAUAUCCACGGACUUACGACCUCAUCCAUGUUGCUAGCAUUGAAUCACUCAUAAAACAUCCAGGUUCUGGCAAGAGCAGAUGUAACCUUGUGGAUUUAAUGGUUGAGAUAGAUCGAAUGCUGCGUCCGGAAGGAACAGUUGUGAUUCGAGAUUCCCCUGAAGUAAUUGACAAAGUAGGUCGCAUAGCUCAUGCUGUAAGGUGGUCAGCGACAAUACAUGAAAAAGAACCUGAAUCACAUGGGAGGGAAAAAAUUCUUGUUGCAACCAAAAGUUUUUGGAAGUUACCAUCAGCAUCCCAUUGACACAGCUGUGUUCUUUGUAAUGUAGGUAUUUACUGCUUUUUUAUUCUGAUUUUCAGCCAAGAUAUCCAUUACAUGCAUCAAAUUGAUGCAAUUUUCUUUCUUUCUUUCUUUUGUUUAUUUUAUAUCAAGAGGAUAGUAGCAAUCUUAGAUUGGGAGGAGAUAUAUGUAAAAGAUGGAAAAACUAAUGCAGUUUUAUGCUAGAAUAUGCAUACUGGUGGCAGUGAUAUUGUCAGUUGAUUUUUAGGAUGAGCUGUAAUAUGAUAUUAUUUACCAUCAAUGUAUCAAGAACUCUACUGCCUCA